AUGGGGAGGGCGCCGAGCGGUGUGUGGAACAUGGCGCUUCUGGGACUGGCCGUCGCGGUGGUUCUUGCGGUGGCCACCGAGGCGCGGUCCCUGGAGAAGCAGAACCUGUGCGGUGGGUGCGGGCUUGGUGGCGGCCUUGGGCACGGUGUAGGGCUUGGGUUUGGAGGAGGGAAGGGUGGUGGUUUCGGUGGGGGUGCAGGCGGUGGAGGCGGCCUCGGUGGUGGAGCUGGAGGCGGCUUAGGCGGAGGAGGAGGGCUUGGUAGCGGUGAAGGAGGUGGUUAUGGUGGUGGUGCCGGCGGAGGUGCUGGUGGAGGCGGCGGCCUUGGGGGUGGUUCCGGUGGAGGUCUCGGCGGUGGUGAAGGCGGAGGAGGCGGGCUUGGUGGCGGUGCUGGUGGAGGCGGUGGUCUUGGUGGCGGAGGAGGAGCCGGGGCUGGUGGUGGUUACGGCGGAGGAGCAGGUGCGGGUGGUGGCACUGGCGGGGGGUAUGGCGGAGGUGCUGGUGCAGGAGGUGGCGCGGGAGGCGGAUAUGGCGGAGGUGCCGGUGCAGGAGGCGGUUACGGUGGAGGAGCUGGUGGGGGCACCGGCGGUGGAUACGGUGGAGGUGCAGGCGCAGGAGGUGGCUCCGGAGGCGAGGAGCUGGCGGUGGUGCCGGUGGUGGCUACGGUGGAGGUGCUGGCGGUGGGGGUGGCCUUGGCUCUGGCGGCGGCGGUGGUUAUGGUGGUGGUGCCGGAGGUGGAGGUGGCAUCGGCGGCGGUGUCUGAUUCACCCGGCCUCUUACAUGCAUGCACGGCGAGUGCAUGCAAGUGCUCGCAGCUCGACUGCAUGCAAGUGCUCGACGCACUCCUCGACAGGCAUGCGUGGAGUCAUCAAGCUAUAGCAUGUGUGUGCUAUACCGAUCGACCCUGA
Molecule: messenger RNA, 906 nt
Organism: Miscanthus lutarioriparius
Lineage: Eukaryota; Viridiplantae; Streptophyta; Magnoliopsida; Poales; Poaceae
Source: the annotation of a GenBank genome assembly